Octopus sinensis (East Asian common octopus) is the source of this 1542-nucleotide messenger RNA. RefSeq lists its product as uncharacterized. The record is from RefSeq and is a predicted model, not a curated record. Lineage: Eukaryota; Metazoa; Mollusca; Cephalopoda; Octopoda; Octopodidae. The coding region runs from base 1 to 1542 and encodes 513 amino acids. The transcript has a single exon.
AUGAGGAAAUCGAAUCCUAGGGGCCUUCCUGCGAAAAAGGAUAAAAAUAACAUAACAAGUGCAGGAGUGUCGUCUCUGGGGCUGGAUAACAGCACAAGGACUAGUAUUCAUGACAAUCCAAUUGCUGGGAAUCCUACUAUCCCAACUAACUUGCAUUCCCUUUCGGCCAUUAUCGAUGAUGCUAGUUGUGUUUCUGAAGCUGAGUGGGUGUCUCAGAUUGUUUAUGCCACGAAGCAAAGAAUUGGGAGGAUACCAAGAGGUGGAUGGAACCUUAUCCGUGAGAAGUUUAAUUCAAAAUUCUCGAAGAGUGCAAGUCUCAGUCAACUCAAAGGAAUGGUUAAACCAAUGAGAGUGGAUAAUAAUUAUAGAAGCAAUUGCCAUCAGAAGCAAUUUCUUGAGAGCUCAGAAAUUUCCACUUUUAGAAAGUGUCUAGAAGAGUUGAAUAUACAAAUUAAGAAUAUUGAAUCGAUUCCAAGGGAUUCACGUAAACCAACUCCAAAAAUUCAAAAUAAAUAUUUGAAAACUGAUAUAUUGACAGGAUUGAAUUCGGCGAUAUAUUAUAUUACGAAAGAUAAUCAUCCUAAUGAUAUCGAUAGCAUUUCUGAUAUUCUAUAUGCUGCUCAAUGUGCGUAUUUAUCUCUAACCAUGAGAGACAAAGCACAGAGCACAUGGGUAGAAAAUAUUGAAAAGAAAAUUUCAAAAUUAUCUGCAGAAUUGGAAGUUGUUAAUUCCCAUUCCAAUCAAACACUACCUCCAUCUGAAAAGCAAAAGGUAAUGGAUGUUCUCUGUCGCUAUGGGUAUAAGAAAACUAAGAAAGGUGAGCUGUCGAGGAUUCAGAUAUUAUUGCAAGACCUGAUUAGGAUUAACAAUAAGAAAAUAGAAGUUCAUAAUUCAAGGAAGCAAUUUCGUAAGGAUAAUCAGUGCUUUGAAUUAAAUCGAAAAAGAUUCUAUCGAGACUUAACAAAGAAAGAGGAAGUGACGCUGUAUGGAUUUGAUGAUGAAGAAUGUGUCUCUUUUUGGCAAAAAGUCUGGAGCGAGAGAAAUGAGAGGCCUCAAUCUUAUGACGUUGUUGGAAAACGAACUACUUGUGCUGAACAUAUGCUUCCAGAGUUUACGGAAGAGUUUUUUGGAAAUGUUAUUAAGUAUCUUCCUGACUGGAAGGCAUGUGGAUGUGAUGGGAUAUAUAACUUUUUCAUUAAGAAGAUGGAGUCAUUACAUGGAUUUCUGUGUCACGAGAUAACCCGAAUAAUUAAUGGAGAGUACAUGCCUGAAAGUUGGUUUUACACUGGAAUAACAUAUUUGAUUCCUAAAAAAGAUGAUUGUGAGACCCCGAAGGACUUACGUCCUAUAACGUGUAUGCCGACAUUGUAUAAACUUGUCACCAAAUGUGUUAAUGUAAAACUGGCUGAUUUUGUCGAGGCAUUUGGCCUAAUUUCAGACAACCAACUUGGAACGAGGAAGUAUUGUCAAGGCGCCAAGGAGCAAGCUCUCAUUAACCAAUGUUUGAACAAGGAGUACGGGAAUGGCCUUUAUUCUGCUUGA